Molecule: messenger RNA, 7183 nt
Organism: Amyelois transitella
Lineage: Eukaryota; Metazoa; Arthropoda; Insecta; Lepidoptera; Pyralidae
Gene: Reph
Exons: 8
Coding region: 490-1230 (246 amino acids)
Source: RefSeq, a predicted model, not a curated record
CUGCGUGUUCCGGUUCUUUGUCAUCAAUGGGUUGCCGGGCGAGUCCAUUUUAAGUGCCACUUGAGAUUGUUUUACACUUUAUUUUCAUACUUCAUGUUCCAACAAAACGUGUUUUUGCGAUGCCAUUAUAACUGUGGUCGAUCUCGCGUUUAGCUAGCGUUUUUACAUGCAGUAUUUUGUGUGAUACCGCUUAAGCCCUUUCGAUACCAAAGAACGGCAGCCACUUCAGCUGACUGCGUUGUACGCAAGGCUACUCUAACUAAACUAGUACCUAGUAGUCCAGCAUUCACGGGCGGCGGACGGUUCGCGAGUUCACGCAAGUGAUAGCGGAUAUGUUGUUGAGGUUUAAAAUGUUAUUGGAACGUUUCCCAUAGGUGCGAGGGUGACAUUUUCGUGUCGGAUCGGUAUAGUAUCGCGUAGGAUUCCGAGCGAGCGAGUUCGUCGCGAGUGCAAGUAAAGACAGAUCGCAGGCCGAGCUGAGGCUCAAUAAUGCUCAAAUUUCUCACUCACAAGCUGAGGACGCAUUCGUUGAAUGAGGAGAACGUUUCCGAGAAGGUGGAGGAGCGGGACUCCGGCACCGAAUCGGACGACGAAGCAGACCGGGACAACGGAGACUGCUGCACUGACGUCACCAUGAAGUGGAACGACAUCACAGAUAUCAGUAUGAGUGGCGAGGCUUGCGCUUGUGCGCCUGCGCCGCCUCGGCUGCUGCCCGAGCCGGAGCCCGACCACCUCUACGAUCACCACUCUUCAGAGGAAGAAUUAGAGGUGAUCAACGGCGCGCCCGUCGGGAACGUCGGCGCGCGGACCGAAGCGGCCGGCGCGGGCGCAGCGGCGCCGGAAUCUAGGAGACGCGGCGCCUCCUCCCCUCCCCCCGCCGCCCCCGAGAAAAGAAAAUGGCCGGCGCAACCGUAUCUAGACGACGGAGAAGAUAGAGCGGCGAGAGCGCCCUCGGAUGACGAUGAAGACACGAAGAUAGAGACUCCCGUGCGUUUCCGCACGUCGCCGCCGCUGGAGGCGCUGAAGCCGCGGCGCGCGGGCGCAGCGUGCGCGUGCAGCGAGCCGCCGCCGUCGCCGCGCCGCCGCCGCGCGCCGCUCGCGCCGCCCAGGAGACACCGGCCCGCGCUCGAUUUCGAUAAGAUGCAACAGCUGCGCGUGGGCGGCGGCGUGCGGUCGUGGCGCGCGGUGGGCGGCGCGCACGGCGGCGAGCUCUCCGUCUUCUGCUGGUGAUCGCACUGAUAUCCAAGGUGUACGACGGCCGACGUGGCCACGUCGUAACGUGUCGUGAUCACUACACUACCACUACAGUGUCGUGUCGUGUCGUGUCGAUCUCGCCGCCGUGGCGCCACCUCGCGACCACUCGGCAAAGCUAUCGGCAGCCGACGCUUGUACUAGCCUCAAAAGGCACAUGAUUUGUAUUACUACCCGACUUAAAAAUAGAAGGGUUUAAAAUUAUUACCCGACUGAAAAAAGGAAGGUUUAUCGUAUAACCCGACUGAAAAAGGGGGUUUAAAUAACUCGCAAUCGUAUGGACUCUAGUUUGAAAUGAAAAAAAAUAUUUUUAAAGGUAAUAUAGAUGUGCAAUACACUGGUAAAGACAACGUUCUACGUCUAACGUUCUAAGAUGUCAAUGCUACACAUUAUAGGCAACUUUUAAGGCUCACCCCUUUUUUUUAAUAUUUAUAGUCUGUGGUAGAGUAUUGUUUGAGUGUCUUUUUGGUCUGAUUUUAAUAUAAGUAUAUCUAACAUUUUGUUUUCCCGCUCAUAUUAAUGAUAACAAAUAAAUGUCUCUUUGUUUAAUACCUGUAUUUUAACAUUUUUAUAAUUGGACCAGAUUUUUACCUGAAAUAAUUACUUAGGUACCAUUUCAUUUUAUAUUAAUUUCCCAACCGUUGUAGUUCAGAGUACAUAUACUCUUAAAAUCACUUAAAAUGGCGAAAAAUAUGGGAAAUAUUUUGUCUAAUUCUAGAGUCUAGCCGAUAAGAUAACGUCGAGCUAAUUCUAAAUGCUGAUGUAAUUUAUCCCAUUUAGUAUGCGCGUGUGCAUCCAAUAUCAGGAUACUUAGCGUAGAGGAGAUAUACAAUACAGAGACAAAGCUACGAACGAAUAACGUGUCCUUGGAACAUGUUAGUUUAUGUCAAUGUGUUUAAUGGGAUUUAAGACAAAUUUUUGAAAUUUGUGUUUGCUCGUGUAUUAGAGUCAUGUCGCUGAAAGUUUUAUAAAAUUUCAUGUUUAUAAUAUGCUAAAUGUUGCCUCAGUGUUUGACAACUAGGCUGUGCAUCAUAUUUAUUGUCACAUUGUUGACUAAAAAAUAUUAAUCGUUUAUUCUGUUUCGUAUAAAGAUUUGUCUCUCUGUGUAGCUACUCUACGCGCCUAGCGCAAUAAGCCUGGCUGAGACAUAGACACCUGUCUAAGAUAUAGAAAACUUUAUAAACCUGAUAUAUAGUCGCCAACGACCGUAUAUGACAUGUGUUAAGAUGUUUCAAAAAGCAUAUUUUCCCACUUAUUGUAGUAAAUUAUCCUGAGCACUUUUAAUUGUUUGUCGUUGAAUUGUUUUAGACAUAGACAUUAGGAGUUAUAGACCUGUCAUAUCGAUGUGCUUUAUAAUGACUACUUUUUAUGAUAAAUUCCUAAUAAAUUUUGAAGUGAUGAUCACUUCAAAAUUUAUUUUUCAUUAUAAUAAAUAAAACAAUUAAGUUAUCAUUCUUUGUUUUGUUAUAAAUGAUUAAGUCUAUGUAUUUUAAAUAUUCAGACCAAUAUUAGAUUUUUAAACUCACUUUUUAAAUAGCAGAUUAUAUUCAACUAUAUAUAUUUUUUUACACGAUUUGACUGGUCUAUAUGUCUCAAGUCUAUAGGUUUGGACGCCUCGAGCUCAGUUUGAUUUUUCUAUGGUUGCACUCAAAUAAUGAUCAAAGUACAAACUUGUAUUAUAAUUGUAUGGAGCGUGUGUGUUAUACGACUUCGAAGUGUCAUCUUUGUUAAAAUUGUAUCUUAAUUUGUUUAGUGGCACGCGUGACGGCGAGAACUCAUGAUAUGAAGUUGGACGGCAUAUUUUUAUUUAUUUAUUUACCAAUUUUACGUACACAGAAAAAUAAAUGAUAAAAACAAGACUAAAGUAAUGACAUAGGUACCUUUUUAUUUCUAAAACAAUCUCUUCCAACAGACCCGAGAGAAGAUAUUAUGAAAAGUAUGACAGAUGCGACGUGACAUAAAAAUUUAAUUCGUUUCAUAAAAGAAAUACCUGGAGGGCGCAGUAACUGUUAUAAAACUGAUGUUUCGCGCACUCUUGCGCGAAGAGAGAUCCAUAAAUUCAAAAUUCAAAUUCAAAAUUAAACACUAUUAAAACAUUUUGCAUCGUUAUUUUGAAAUGAAGAAAAAUUCUUGAUUAUUAUUUUUAUGGCUUCGUUACAACUUGAGUCACGGGUUCUCGCCUGAACGUUAAAAUAAAUAAGCUCUUUUGCAAGUAAUUAAUUACGUUUGAGCUGGAUUAAGACUAAGCAGUGCGUUCGUUUUGUUAACUGAAUGUAUCGAAUCUUUUGAUUUUACCAAUAAUGUCUGUAAAUAACCGUAAUUUGUCGAUAACAAAAAAUUAGGUUAUAAUAAUGAAGAAAAUUCAUUUUUAGAUGUUGUGGAAUAAUAAUUAUUUAACGGUUUCACGUGUGGAAUUAAUUUCAAUGACUCAUUAAAAUUUAUUUAACAAAAUGUUGAGUUAUAAUCGGCCAACACAAAAGAGAUUCGAUACCCAGACUAACUCACGAACUAUUGUCACGAGGCCAUCGCUAGUUUAUGACUCGUAAAUAUUGUAUCAAUGUGAUAAAACUGUAUUGUUUAUUGGAGGCUCGUGGUAAUGAGAUGAAUGUGACACGAUUCUUGUAAAAGUUCUAAGUGGAAAGAUAGAUCGAGCAACGCUCUAGUUUUGCGGACUAAAAUUAUAAGAUCAUCGUCUGUCUACCUUAAGGGUGAGUUCCGAUCCGACGUCGAGCACUUUGCGCGCGUUUGCGAAUGCUGCCAUCUAGCGUUAUAUUAAGAUAAAUUUGGAAUCGAUCUGUCAAAAUAACAAGACUCGUGUGACAUUUCUGUCUGUUUAAUUAUCACGAAGCGAUUCAACGUUGACCGAGGGAUGCGAAUUUUAACGCGAUAAAAAUAUUUUUCACGUCUUUUUUUUAGUAUUUUUCUUUUUAAUAAUGGUCAAAAUCGAUAACGCCAAAUCACUCGUUAGUUUACAACUUUGUCAAAUCUUAUCUGAGUUCACAUUUUCGGUAUAAUUUUCAACCUAUAUCUGUGGUAAUAAGGUCUGUUUUUCAGUGAUCGUAUCUGAUAUCUGUGCCCCUCGGUCUUCGUCAAAAGGAGUGAUGCACGCAUCGCCUUUGGUUUGAUCUCGAAUUGCGACUGAGUGCGGGGUAUUUGUGUUAAAUCGUCGCCAUCUUGGCCCUUCAAAAAUGAUAGACCGUCAAAAUGUGUGGAGGUGAAAAAUCAUGUCUUUUGCAUUUAAGUUGCUGAUGCAAACUAUGGUUUUAUUUAAUUUCUCUUAUUUCGAAAUAAAUGUAAACUUAUUUUGAAAUAUUUGUCUUAAAUUUAACUGAGAUUUCAACCACUUGUAAUUAGCAAUUGGAAAAGAAAUGACGCGACACCAAAAACUAACAAUAUUUAAUGUAAUAAAGACAUUAGACGACUGGCAAAAGGCAUAGUUUAACGAUUUCACCUUUUUCAAAGUCUGUCCUUUUUGAAGUGUACGCUUUAGUUAUAUUGGAUAGUUUUAGCAUGAAUAUCAUCGCCAUUAUACGUGAUUCCAUCAUAGAUUAAUGUUAUUUUACCAUUUUUAUGUCAAUUGUUAAGACGGCGAGCCGCGCUGAAUGUGCAAUAAUUGAAAAGGAAAUUUACUUAUUCGUAGGUUCACAUGGACUUAGCAACAAUAUUAGUUAUGAUUUGAUGGUCAAUUUAGGUUAGUUUAGGUUAUGUUCGACGUAUAUCUAACCUGGAAAUCGGUCCAUAUAAAUAGCAUGGUUUUUAUUUCUUAAUAAAGUAGGGAAUACCUACUUUAUUGAACUCAGUUACUAAGUCCAUUUGAACUAAAGUGCAGUAGAAACGGGAAGUACUUACGCGGCGUCGUCGUUCGUACAAGUCACGUCGGUUGUACCUAGUUAUAACAUUUAAUUUUAGCGGGGCUAAACAAUUGGUUGUUUGUAUUGUUUUUUGUUUUAUCGAAAACGAAGUGAUACAAGAGCUUACAACUUAUGGAGAUUACACUAUGUGGCAGGAGUAAUAUGGCACUUUUGAUAUCAGUGCAAUCUCUGUAGUUUAUAAGCUCCUUGGAUGCAACAUAAUAAAAAUGUGGUGCGAGUGAUUCAAGUGAAUUUAACGAUAAAGACAUUUAACAAAUUUUCAAAUUAAUAAAGUACUAAGACUUUUUUAAAAUCGCUUAAAGAUGUAUGUACAUAGUGUUAAGUUACAUAGUGUUAAGUGCAGAAUUAGAUGUAGUAGGUAUAACAAAUUGUAUGGCGGAGGCGCGUGCGCCCAUCUUGUUGAAACGGGGGCAUCGCGAGAAAACAGUCUUCACAUUUCGUACAAAAUGACAACUAUUGUGUUCAAAAUAUCUUUUGAUAAAGUAUUUUUAAAAUACUAAACAGUUGAACACUUUUGCGUACUAAACUGGUUUUAACUUUGCAUAUUGCCAUCUCUAUUUCUUUCAAUACCUAUAAAAUAUUGAGACUGUUUUCUCGAGAAACCUUCAACAUAUUCGUUUAUGUUUUCAUCCGUUACGUCCACAGCCGCACGUCCUAACACAGUAUGAGAUUAUUUCAUACAACUCAUACAAAAAUGAACAUACAAGCUUCUGUGUAUUACACCGAAGAUUGCUGUUCGCGUGCGUUGUGCGAUGCGACGUUUUUCGUUGUUAUCGUUAUAACGGCUAUGUACGGUAUUUGCAAAGUCACAGCCAUAUAAAUAACCCAAAUAAUAAGAUAUAAUAGCAACCUAUUGUGAUUUUGAAACCAGCGUGACGAGUUAUUUUCGUUCUUUGAAUGAUAACAAUUCGACGAAGUGUAGUUAGGAACGAAAUUCACUCGACUCGUGAUUUAUCUGCCCACGAGAAACUGAUGUCAAAAAGUUCAAAUUGAAAAAGUACAUUAAUUAUGUACUAUCCAUCCAAUUAUUGUUAAAUCGCUGUAAGAGAUUAAAGCGUUUAAAAAUCUUGAAAAUAGGUUAUUUUCACAUUCAUCAAAAAUACUUAUAGAUUUAUUUCGGUGUGCAAAAAAGACUUCAAUUAUGGUUUAAAUUCAAAUGGCUAUUAUUUUUGUAAUUGCGGUACCGUACAAGCCGUGUUUGCGUUAAACCUGUGUUGAUGGACAAGUUAUGGGCUAGACAGAUCUGCCGUUGAUUUUAUGAUCUCUCCUAACUCGAGAUUCCGCCGGGCUCCGCACUCGUCCGAUUUCAAAUCGAUUGAAAAAAUAAAUUCAGCGUAGGCGGGAAUAUGAUUAAGCAAAUGAAUAAUGAAAAUCUUUUUUUAACUUUAGAGAUAGAAGUAUAUUCCCUUUUCAUUUACGAUAAGGUGACGUUCCGAACAGCGCGACACUGUUUUUUGGAAAAAAUUUAGCGCUUACUAGACAAAGUCUAAAAAAUUUUAAUACUUGUCUUAUUUUUUAUUUACUUAUCAAUCUUUUUAGAAUUACUGUGAAAUAUAUUAUAACCACUGCAAAGGGAAAUUAAAGUUUUUUUUUAAUAAAAUAAAUUUUAGGCGCUACUCAAAAAUAUUAUAUCCGGAAUAACGUUUUAGUGUUUGCUAGAAAAACGUCUUUAACAGUUAUUCAUGUCGAUUCUGAUGUUAAACAACUAGGCGCUAAGUCUCGCACAGAAUUGAUCGACGAUGUCAUUAUCUUUAUACAAUCCAUAUAAUUUGGUUAAAAGAGCGUGGUUAAAGAUUUUUUGGUUUAAAAGUAACACAAAUUUGGCCUCUAUAAGGCAAGUUUCCGAUACAUGCCUAUAAAAAGUUGUCCAUGUAAAAAAGUUUAUAUAAAUAAUUUUGAGGCAAUUGUGUACGCGACUCACGCCCCAGGACGAGUGUCAGAGCCCGCUGUAUCGUGUAAGUUUGCAACAAUCAAUGGUGAUAUUAUACAAAAAUAAUUUAUAUUAUGUUUUUAUAUAUUGAUUAACAACGUAAUAAAGAGUGAGCAAUGUCACGUCUUAA